AAAUCCCUAAAUUCAUGCAUAUUUUAGCCUCCUUAAUUUCGUAACCUCCCAAUUUAUGUUAGUACUUGUGCUGAAUAUCCAACAUCAUGGCCUUUGAUUUGGAGUCUUUGUCAGAGGCAACAUCAGGGGCAAUUGGUGCUCUGGUUAGCACCACUAUAUCGUACCCACUUGACACCUGCAAGACCAAAUAUCAAGCUGAGGUUAGAGCUCAUCAUCAACAAAAGUAUAGGAACAUAUCUGAUGUUUUCUGGGAGGCAAUUGCUUCCAGGCAGGUUCUUUCAUUGUAUCAAGGCCUUGGGACGAAGAACUUGCAGUCUUUUAUUUCACAAUUUGUAUAUUUCUACGGGUACAGCUUCUUUAAGCGGUUAUAUUUGGAGAAAAGUAGGAACAAAACCAUUGGAACAAAGGCAAAUUUGAUAGUGGCUGCUGCUGCUGGGGCUUGCACUGUCAUAGUGACACAGCCCCUGGAUACAGCAUCCUCUAAAAUGCAAACAAGUGAAUUUGGAAAAUCCAGAGGACUUUGGAAAACCCUCUCGGAGGGCACUUGGAGUGAGGCAUUUGAUGGUCUUGGCAUAUCUCUUCUUCUGACAUCAAACCCAUCAAUCCAGUACACAGUUUUUGAUCAGUUGAAACGAAGACUACUGGAGCGGCAGCUCAGCAAAAGAUCAAGCAUAGAAUCAUCUCCAGAAGCACUCUCUGCCUUUUCUGCUUUUGUAUUGGGUGCAGUUUCAAAGUGCAUUGCGACGUGUGUCACAUACCCAGCUAUCAGAUGUAAAGUGACGCUUCAGGCUGCGGAAUCAGAUGAAAGUGAGGCUGAGGAAGUUCAAGCAAAAACCAAGACAAUUUCAGGUGCACUCUAUUCUAUUUGGAAAAAUGAAGGUGCGGCAGGUUUCUUCAAAGGGUUGCUGGCCCAGAACCUGAAGACUGUGCUGAGCUCAGCAUUGCUCUUGAUGAUAAAGGAGAAGAUAUCAAAGAUUACAUGGUUCCUGAUGCUUGCACUUAAAAGGUAUCUGUUUGUCACACGCAGCAGAAUCAAGAGCACUUUAUUGCGGUGAUAAUCAUAUGCAUGGAAGUUGGAUCCCUGUCAAUAAGGGGCUCUGCUGGAUAUGCCCGCAACGGUAUUAAAUUUCUUAGACGUUGUAACUAGGUAGUAGACCUGGAUGCCAGUUCAUCUUUCCCGGGGAAGAAAUUUUAAUUUGCCGCAGAAGUGUUUAUUUUUAUCCCUCGAUAUCCUGCUCAAAUUAAAAGAUAUAGAGCAAAUAAAGUAGAUUUUUUAACAUCA
Populus nigra (black poplar) is the source of this 1282-nucleotide messenger RNA. RefSeq names its product peroxisomal adenine nucleotide carrier 1-like. Bases 87 to 1055 code for a protein of 322 amino acids. Gene Ontology annotation, cellular component: peroxisomal membrane. The record is from RefSeq and is a predicted model, not a curated record. Gene Ontology annotation, biological process: ATP transport; peroxisome organization; fatty acid beta-oxidation. The transcript has 5 exons. Lineage: Eukaryota; Viridiplantae; Streptophyta; Magnoliopsida; Malpighiales; Salicaceae. Gene Ontology annotation, molecular function: ADP transmembrane transporter activity; ATP transmembrane transporter activity.